AUGACCAUGCUUUCCUACGUCUUCAACUCUGCAACCUCGUACUUCUCCUACCUCCCUGAUAACGACGAGGAGGAUGACAACUUCGUCCCGGCGCACUCAAGGCGGAUAUCCUGGGCGCCAGCCAAUGAACCUGUCAUGGGCGCAAAACGACCACAAUCGUUGAAGGAGGAACACGCGAUCAUAAACCAGGUCAACUCUGAACACGAUCUUUACAAGAUCCUCGGCCUGCCUCGGACGGCUGAUAUUGACAAAAUCACACUACGCAGAGCAUAUUUAUCUCGAAGUAAAGCCUGUCAUCCCGACAAGUUCCCGGACAACCCUGAGGCGACACAGGCGUUUCAAAAGGUGUCCGUUGCAUACGACGUUCUCUCGAAGCCGUCCUCGAAACGGAUAUACGACGCCCGCCCGCCUUCCGCCGAUUACGACUUUUUCGCCACCCGACCGUACGGCCAUGCAGACCAGACGUUCCGGAGCGUAGUCGUCGGUGUGUUCAACGAAUUUCUCGACGGGGACCUGGAAAUGGUCCGCACCCUCCUCAAAUCCGUCAACGACCUCAACCCAGGCCUGCGCCUCGGUGAAGACAGCAUCGACGCCGUUCUCGAAUCGCUGCACUCCAUCCGCAAGCGCGCGCUCACAUGCCGCAUCCUCGUCCUUGCCCUCCACACCGAGCUCUCCAAGCUGCUCGACAUCCAAUACGCCUUCCGCAAACUCGGCUACCUCGAGAUCCGCCGGCGCUCGCGUCUCAGCCUCGAGCUUGCCCGCGUCACUCUUACGCUCCCCAUCGCGCUCGAGACGGCGCUGCAGCAGGAACGUCGGCGGGGUCAGCGCCACGACCGACUGGACGCGAACGGUGACGCGGACCAGGGCGCGGUCGACGAGGGUGCGCUGCUGCUUCCAAGGAAGUUGAAUCGCCUAAUCCGCGCGAUGGCCGUCGUGCUCGAGCGCAUGGAAAACGUGCUACCCCAGAUAGAUAGAUAG
Molecule: messenger RNA, 978 nt
Organism: Punctularia strigosozonata HHB-11173 SS5
Lineage: Eukaryota; Fungi; Basidiomycota; Agaricomycetes; Corticiales; Punctulariaceae
Product: DnaJ-domain-containing protein
Exons: 5
Coding region: 1-978 (325 amino acids)
Biological process (GO): cellular response to misfolded protein
Cellular component (GO): endoplasmic reticulum membrane
Molecular function (GO): Hsp70 protein binding
Source: RefSeq, a predicted model, not a curated record